Molecule: messenger RNA, 255 nt
Organism: Microtus oregoni (creeping vole)
Lineage: Eukaryota; Metazoa; Chordata; Mammalia; Rodentia; Cricetidae
Product: keratin-associated protein 19-3-like
Exons: 1
Coding region: 1-255 (84 amino acids)
Source: RefSeq, a predicted model, not a curated record
AUGAGCUACUACAGCGGCUACUAUGGAGGCCUGGGCUAUGGCUAUGGAGGCUUUGGGGGCCUGGGCUAUGGCUAUGGAGGCUGCGGCUGUGGAUGUAAUAGCAUCCGCAGACUGGGCUAUGGCUGUGGUUGUGGAGGUUAUGGAUAUGGCUCUGGUUACGGUGGCUAUGGAUUUGGCUCUGGCUUUGGAGGCUACGGUUAUGGCUGUUGUCGCCCUUCAUGCUGUGGAGGGUAUGGAUUCUCCAGCUACUAUUGA